This is a messenger RNA of Schizophyllum commune H4-8, 768 nucleotides long. RefSeq lists its product as uncharacterized. The transcript is spliced from 4 exons. The coding region runs from base 1 to 768 and encodes 255 amino acids. The record is from RefSeq and is a predicted model, not a curated record. Lineage: Eukaryota; Fungi; Basidiomycota; Agaricomycetes; Agaricales; Schizophyllaceae.
AUGUCAGGACCCAUUACCGUGAUACCGCCUGUCUACGACGAAUGCGAAUGCUGUGGAGAGGAGGCGGAGGAGGGACAAACACAGAUGUUGAGAUGUUCGGCGUGCAAGAACAAGUUCUACUGCUCACCGAGGUGCCAGAAGAAGGACUGGAAGGAGCACAAGAUGAACUGCUCGCCGCUGCCCGUGCCUCUAGUCCCCAACGUCCCCGAAAGAGGCCCGGAGAUGAUAUCGGAGGUUGAGCGCGCGGCAAAUAUGCUCAAGGAAGUUUUCGAUGCUUGGAAGAGGAUCGACGACGAAGAGGAGUCGAAGAACCUCCCUGACAUCGAGAGGCUCAAGCUCAAGUUCAAAGAUCCGGCGACCAAGAGCCUCACUCGGUACGAGCUGCCCGCCGAGUUCGCCUGGAAGACGAAUCUUCUCGACAAGCAUCCAGAUUUCGAUCGCGUGCUACACUCGUUAAGGCGUCUCUUCUGGAUCGAUACCGUCGCCGCAAUCAAGGACGACAAGGAGCGCGAGGACUGGCUCGAGCAGCUGAAGAGCAUGCGUUUGCCACCCAGCUUCCCGCAGAUCGUUCCGGAGAAGGCGCUCGCGCUUCCCAGCGGCCUGAGCCCUGGUGAGUACGAGAUGCUCGCGCAGGUGGCGAACAUCAGGAGCUUCCCGCUGGCUCCCGAAGUCCCCGCGGAGGCCGGAGGCGCUGGUGCGGACUCGGCCUACACCAAGCGAUGGCUGCACUUAGCGGUCAUCUACAAGCAGUCUCGUGCGAGUAGCUGA